GUUGUCCUGCGUCUGAUUUUUGCACACGCCUUCGACCAUCUCACCUUCGUUCACCAUGACGAUGUACAGCGUUCUGCUCCUGUCCCUUCUUGGGCUCAGCAGUGUGCAAGCAACAUCCAUCCCGGCAUGCGCUAGCAGCUGUGUCGGUGAUGCAAUUGAUGCCUCGCUGUGCUCGUCCGUCGACACUCGUUGCAUAUGUUCAUCGAAGACAUUCCUACCACACAUCACAUCAUGCAUUGAACUGAAUUGUGAAGAAGAGGAUCAAGCUGUCGUAGAAGCCCUAGCACACACCCAUUCAUUGUGUGAUGCCGUUGGGCCUCGGCAAGGUCUCCGUGCUCGUAGUGCUGAGCCAGAGCCAGCGCCAGAGGCUGAAGCUGAGCCAGAGGCGCAUGCCCCACAAGGAUAUGGCCGCAAGGAAGAACACAAGAGGCCUGAAAAGCACCAAAGCUGGUGGGACAAGGCCAAGCACAAGGCCGGCUAUGGGGACAACAGAAAGCACCACAAGGAGAUCCAUCGCCCACAGAAGCACCAUGGGGAGAAGGAUCACCCGGCCAAGUACCAGCCAAAGAAGCAUCACAAGGCUGAGAAGCAUCAGAAGCCUGAGAAGCAUCACAAGCCUGAGAAGCACCACAAGCCUGAGAAGCAUCACAAGCCCGAGAAGCAUCACAAGCCUGAGAAGCAUCAGCCCGCGAAGCACAAGAAGCCAAACAAGGACCACCAGCCGGAGCCUUACAAGCCAAAGCACCAAAAGCCGAAGCAUGAGGAGCCAAAGCACCAGAAGCCAAAGCAUCAGAAACCAAAGCACCAGGAGCCAAAGCACCCCAAGCCGGCACCUUACAAGCCAAAGCACCAGGAGCCAAAGCACCAGAAGCCAAAGCAACCUCAGCCGGAGCCCUACAAGCCAAAGCACCAGAAGCCAAAGCCAAAGCCUCAGCCAAAGCCAAAGCACCCCAAGCCGCAGCCUUACAAGCCAAAGCACCAGAAGCCAAAGCCAAAGCCACAGCCAAAGCCAAAGCACCACAAGACGCACAAGCCAAAGAAGCCCAAGCACCCCAAGACGCAGCAUCCUAAGCCGACAGAGACCCCCAAGGGCUACCCAGCACCACCACCUCCACCAUCUCGCCCGACCACCACUGAGCCAGCGAAGCCUUAUCAGCCAACUCCCCCUUCGUAUCCUCACCCCACCACCACCACCACCACACAAAAGAAGCCUCAGACCACCACUACAACCACACAAAAGAAGCCUCAGACCACCACUACAACCACACAAAAGAAGCCUCAACCCACUACCACAACCACACAAAAGAAGCCUCAAACCACCACAGAGGCCGCGAAGCCGUACCAACCAACUCCCCCUUCAUAUCCUCACACCACCACCACAACCACUCAAAUAAAGCCUUCGACCACCACCACGCAGCCACAAUAUCAAACCACAAGGGGCCCAGUUUCGAUGACGACCUCAUUUACACAAACACGAUAUACCCACAGCACGCCGACACACACCGUGUGGUAAUUCCCUGGUUCAUAAAACUGAACUCUCGGCUCAGCGUUUUAAAUUUUCGUAUUAUCAUUCCCAGCGGAAGCGGGAGAUUGUCACAAAAUACAGGACAAAGGAAGGGGGCACAAAUGUUACAGUAACGACGCGAUGGAAAGUCCUCCCUCACACACACCACAUACAUGGGAGUGGAUAGGGAAUGGACAAAAAGAGUUAGAAAUAUUUCUCUCUUUUUUCUUCUUCUUCGGAAAUACAAAUCAACUUUUCAUGUCGAAAGACAGUCAAUCCUUCUCUUUUCGUUUUCCUCUUCUUCUUCUUCCCUUCUUUCCCUCGUUCUUCAUUCUUCGAAUCGAAGCAACAACCAACACUUCUUUUCUUCUUCACUUUUGAAAAAACAUGUGUAAAUAGUGAUGGAACCUUUUUUAGGAGAGUCCGAUUGUAGACAUCUAUAUAUCUGAUUCAUUUUAGUAUCAGAGGAGAGUUCUUUUCGAAACAGUUGGCAAGGCAGAUUAAACACCAA
Sphaerulina musiva SO2202 is the source of this 2015-nucleotide messenger RNA. RefSeq lists its product as uncharacterized. The transcript has 3 exons. The coding region runs from base 56 to 1513 and encodes 485 amino acids. The record is from RefSeq and is a predicted model, not a curated record. Lineage: Eukaryota; Fungi; Ascomycota; Dothideomycetes; Mycosphaerellales; Mycosphaerellaceae.